Nannospalax galili (Upper Galilee mountains blind mole rat) is the source of this 591-nucleotide messenger RNA. RefSeq names its product keratin-associated protein 10-3-like. The coding region runs from base 1 to 591 and encodes 196 amino acids. The record is from RefSeq and is a predicted model, not a curated record. The transcript is spliced from 3 exons. Gene Ontology annotation, cellular component: keratin filament. Lineage: Eukaryota; Metazoa; Chordata; Mammalia; Rodentia; Spalacidae.
AUGUCUGUCUGUUCUGACACCCGCACUGAAUCCUGGCAGGUGGACGACUGCCCAGAGAGCUAUUGCGAGCCCUGCUGUGCCCCAAGCUGCUGCACCCCAGCCCCCUGCCUGACCCUCGUUUGCACCCCAGUGAGCUGUGUGUCCAGCCCCUGUUGCCAGUCCACCUGCCCCAGCUCCUGCACACCAUGCUGUCAACAGUCCAGCUGCCAGCCAGCUGGCUGUAGCUCCUCCCCCUGCGGCAGCUCCUCCCCCUGCUGUGUGACCCUCUGCUGCAAGCCGGUCUCCCAGUCGUCCUGCUGUGUGCCCCUCUGCUGCAAGCCCGUCUGCUGCAAGCCCGUCUGCUGCACACCCAUCUGCUGUGGGUCUUCCUCAUCCUGCUGCCAGCAGUCCAGCUGCCAGCCCUCCUGCUGCAAGCCCGUCUGCUGCAGACCCUGCUCCAGCGUGUCCCUGCUCUGCCGCCCCGUGUGCAGACCUGCCUGCUGCGUGCCCGCCUCCUCCUGCUGUGCCUCCUCCUGCCAGCCCAGCUGCUGCCGCGGUUCCUCCUCUGUGUCCCUGCUCUGCCGCCCAGCCUGCUCCAGCCAGGCCUGCUGA